AUGAUGCUGGAACAGGCUGAAAUCAAGCCUAACGACAUGGUUGGCAGAGGUGUAGAAUUGUGUGCUAUGUUCGCACAUGGGUGUAACGAAGGCACAGGCCCUGCGGGUGUACCGCUGUCGACUGAUCAUCCAAUCAUAAUGGAGGAGUUGUCCUUUUUAAUAUUGUGGAUUUUCGCCCCAACUGGAAAACUUGAUGGGGAUACUGCAGACAGUCGUAAUAUUUCGGAUGCAGCUUCUAAAGCCAUCAAAAUGACACAUCGCAUAGGCUGUCGGAGACCACUCCUUGUACUCGGACACAUUACGUCGAGACCAAAAGACGCUGUCUGGAUGAAAAAAGAUUUUCCUCUGCUCAAUGCCAUUCUUGGUGCUAUGCAUGCCCUCUAUAACCCACUGGAACUGCGCAAGGCAUUUCCUGAGAAAGCGAGGAAGUUUGAUGCUCUCUUAAUGUUUGGUGCUUCGAAGAGUAUCUUGAGGGUGGCCUACGCGAUGGAGGAGGGACGACGCGUAGCCUGCGACAUCGCCGGUUCGGAUCCAAAGCGAAUGUCCGCUCCGCCAAUUGUCGAGUGCGAAAAAAGUGAAUUUGCCUCCACAUCCGUGGUGAUGAUGCAGGUUCGGGAGAUCAACAUUUGUGCAUAUCCUCUCAUGGCAGCUGUUAAUAGAGCCGCUUCGGGAGUUGAGCGGCACAAUGGAAAGGUGGUGCACUUGACUUACGAGGGUGCUUCACCGGCAGACACAACACUCUUUCUGAUUGGCAAGGGCAUCACCUACGACACGGUUGGGAUGGAUGUGAAGGCGGGCGGCGUGAUGGCGGGUAUGCACAGGGACAAGAGUAGGGCCGCAGCAGUAGCAGGUUGUUUUAGGAUCUUUAGUCUACUCAAACCGAAGGGCCUUUCAGUACAUGGUGCAAUGGCCCUUGUGCGCAACAGCAUCGGUUCCAACGGUUACGUAGCUGACAUGAUCAUCACUUCGUGUGCAGGUCGACUCGUCUAUGUGGGCAAACACCAACGCUCUGUGCGGCGAAAGAACAGGUUAUGUAAAUGUUUGCACCCCCUAUCCACAAUUAAAUUGUCGUCUGCCAUCAUGGACAACGGUCCCGCACGCAAGCCAGGCGUCGCAAGCGACCUACAGAGAGCAGGUGAUCAACACGAUCUAGAUUUGGAGAAGAAACAUCUGCCCUAUACCCAUCUCGACAUCGCCGGCAGCGCUGGUGGCAUUGACGUCCUGCCGAGCGGAGCCCCACUGCUAAUGUUUACCAGUAUGUACGUCCUCCCCCGCCUCUGA
Echinococcus granulosus is the source of this 1281-nucleotide messenger RNA. Its product is annotated as Putative aminopeptidase W07G4.4. Gene Ontology annotation, molecular function: manganese ion binding; metalloaminopeptidase activity. Lineage: Eukaryota; Metazoa; Platyhelminthes; Cestoda; Cyclophyllidea; Taeniidae. Gene Ontology annotation, cellular component: cytoplasm. The coding region runs from base 1 to 1281 and encodes 426 amino acids. Gene Ontology annotation, biological process: proteolysis. The transcript is spliced from 7 exons. The record is from RefSeq and is a predicted model, not a curated record.